AUGAAGCAGUUCGCUCUCUUCGCCGCUUUUAUCAGCACGGCAUUCGCCUGUCGGCCCAUCUUUGACGAGGACUACUACGGGGGCAUGCGCCCAAUGGCAGCUUGUUGGCUCAUGACGGACAUACUCUGCGAAACUCGACUCAACGAGGACGUGGGAUACCUGAUCCUCCCCGAAGAGAGGGUGAUCGUGGCAACUAACCUACACGAAUGGUGUAUCAACAUGAUUAUCGAGGAGAAAGCGCGCGAAGAAGAUGGACGCCUGACGUACGGCUGGCUUGAAGAACACGGGAACCUCACUCUCGUCGGCAACACCCUCGUUAUCACUAACGCGGAGGUAGAGAUGUAUCAGCGGUUGAUGUACAAGCCAUGCUAUGGAUGGCCUUAUGAGCCGCCCUGCAAUGAUAAGGUGUGA
Messenger RNA from Sodiomyces alkalinus F11, 411 nucleotides. RefSeq lists its product as hypothetical. The transcript has a single exon. Lineage: Eukaryota; Fungi; Ascomycota; Sordariomycetes; Glomerellales; Plectosphaerellaceae. Bases 1 to 411 code for a protein of 136 amino acids. The record is from RefSeq and is a predicted model, not a curated record.